UCUCCCCCGACUCACUUCUUAUCUACCAUAACCUCUUCCCCACUCUCUCCUUUAAUUCUUGCUUUCCUUUGUUAUCCCUCUGUCAGAUUUUCCUGGAGAAAUAUCAGAGAGUAGUCUUUACCCUGUUAAGUGGCAGAAAAUUUCUUCCUUUCCUUUUUGUUCUUCUGCAACUUUUGCCAACAAAAAUUUCUCUUCUUUUUUCUUUUUCUCUCUCUCCGUACUACUUAUUUUAUCAUAUCUUUACUUGGAAUUUAUCUUCCUUUGAUGAACUUUUGAGUAUGCCUUUGAACCGAUAAAUGGUGGAUUUCUCUCCAUUUCAAGCUUCUAUUUAACGUGUUCUUUCUUCAGUUUUUUUCCCUUUUUAACCCUUUAUUCCCUCGUGUCUGUUUUAAAGGAAUCUCUUCUUUUUCCCUUCCCCUUUUUAUUUUACUCUCAAUGAUAAGUGGAAGAAUCUGAAAACCCAGAGCGAAGAUUGAGAGAAAAAUGGAUAUUUGCCCUGUUCCUUCAAUCAAAUAUGCAGAACCCAGCCAUCAAACCAUGCUCCUUCCACCAUUGUUAAAUAAUAGACUCGGAAAUCAGCCAGAAGUGAAGCCUCGAAUCGUCCGGAUAACAGUUACUGAUGCUGACGCGACUGAUUCCUCCAGCGAUGAAGAAGAAAAACGAAGAACGCGAGUUUGUUCCCGGAAGAACAGAGUCAAGAAAUUUGUUAACGAGAUAACUAUCGAGUCAUCAUGUCCCACUGAGAACGAUAUCGUUGGGAGAAGCAAGUCAUCGUCUUCAUUUUCAAGAGCUUCUCGAAAAAGGGCAGCGUCUGUUGCUGAGGCUAAAGGUAUAGCGCCGGCGAGAGUACCAUCGAGGAAGAAGUUCAGAGGGGUAAGGCAACGACCGUGGGGAAAAUGGGCGGCUGAGAUUAGAGACCCUAUAAGACGUGUACGGCUUUGGUUAGUCACCUAUGACACUGCCGAAGAGGCGGCAAUUGUUUAUGACAACGCGGCUAUUCAGCUGCGUGGAGCAGACGCGCUCACCAACUUUUCGACUCCUCAACAAAAGUCGUCGGUUCGAGAUAAAGCCAGCCAAAAACCGUUAUCCAACUCAGAUUACAACUCCGAGGAAGAAUCUCAUAAAACUGUUCCCAGUUCUCCGACUUCCGUUCUUCGCUGCCACUCGCUUUCGGCCUCCGAAGCCGACUUUCAAAGCGUCAAAGAAUCGCGUGAAACCGGAAGCGAACUUCGAGAUGUCGUCGACGAUUCUUGCUGCAUAUCGGGAGAUAACUUGUCAUAUUUCUCCGACUAUUCCUCUUUGUUUCCCGGUGACAUGUUUUGUUGGGUGCCGGAUUUUUUGAAAGAUGAGUUCGGGGACGGAUUCUUGAACUCGUGCGGGGAUUCCGAGUUUGGAUUUGGUGGUUUACCCAGCUUCCAACACGUUGAUGAUCAUUUCCAAGAUAUAGGGGAUUUGUUCGGGUCGGAUCCUCUGCUAGCUAUUUGAGAGAUUUUUCAUUUGUUCUUAUUUUGGUUUA
Messenger RNA from Hibiscus syriacus, 1516 nucleotides. Its product is annotated as ethylene-responsive transcription factor CRF2-like. Bases 484 to 1485 code for a protein of 333 amino acids. The transcript has 2 exons. The record is from RefSeq and is a predicted model, not a curated record. Gene Ontology annotation, molecular function: DNA binding; DNA-binding transcription factor activity. Lineage: Eukaryota; Viridiplantae; Streptophyta; Magnoliopsida; Malvales; Malvaceae. Gene Ontology annotation, biological process: regulation of DNA-templated transcription.